Messenger RNA from Babesia bovis T2Bo, 1680 nucleotides. RefSeq names its product putative T-complex protein 1 gamma subunit. Lineage: Eukaryota; Apicomplexa; Aconoidasida; Piroplasmida; Babesiidae. Gene Ontology annotation, biological process: protein folding. Gene Ontology annotation, molecular function: ATP binding; ATP-dependent protein folding chaperone; ATP hydrolysis activity. The coding region runs from base 21 to 1670 and encodes 549 amino acids. The transcript is spliced from 2 exons. Gene Ontology annotation, cellular component: chaperonin-containing T-complex. The record is from RefSeq and is a predicted model, not a curated record.
UUACAAUAAAUAUAGCCACGAUGAAGCCUCAGCAAACCGUGUUGGUAUUCAAGCCAACGCUGAAGAAGGAGAGUGACCGCAAGGCUCAACUCGCCACUAUUCAGGCGUCUCGUGCUUUAAGUGAGGUCAUUCGUACUACUUUAGGUCCUAGGGCCAUGUUGAAGAUGAUGUUGGACCCAAUGGGUGGUAUUGUGAUAACAAAUGACGGUAACGCCAUUUUGCGUGAGAUUGAUGUGGCAAACCCUGCUGCCAAAAGUCUUAUUGAGCUUAGCAGGUCACAGGAUGAAGAGGUUGGGGACGGCACCACCAGUUGUGUUAUUCUUAGUGGCCAGAUGCUUGCUAAUGCGGAGCCCCUGCUGAAGCGUGAGAUCCACCCAUCUAAGAUAGUUGAGGGUUACAUAGAGGCUUUGGACGAUGCUUUAGCUGUUAUGGAAUCCAUCGCUACCAAAAUAGACCUAAAUGAUGACGAUGCUGUGAAGGAUGUAAUUCAAUCGUGUCUUGAGACAAAGUUUUCAAGUAAAUGGGGAAAUUUGAUUGCUUCACUUGCUUUGAGUGCGGUUCAGAAGGUGAAGGUCGACCGUCCAGAUGGACGUACAGCAAUAGACAUAAAGCGUUAUGCGAAGGUUGAGAAGCUUCCCGGUGGUAUGCCUGAGGACUCUAUUGUCUUGGAUGGUAUAUUGAUUAACAAGGACGUGACUCAUCCCAGUAUGUCACGUCGCAUUGAGAACCCCCGGGUGUUGAUAUUAGACUGCACCCUGGAGUACAAGAAGGGCGAGUCUCAGACGAUUGUUGAUAUAUCUGAUGAGGCCGGUUGGGCUAAACUCUUAGAACAGGAGGAGACUGAGAUUUUCAACAUGUGUCAGAACAUUAUCCAAACUGGUUGCAAUGUAUGCGUUACUGAGAAGGGCGUGUCAGAUUUAGCCCAGCACUUUUUAUCCAAGGCUGGCAUUAGUUGCAUCCGUCGCAUUCGUAAGACUGACGCCAACCGUUUAGCGCGUGUAACUGGCGCUACUAUCGUAAACCGCACAGAGGAGCUUUUGCCAAGUGAUGUGGGUACUGGUUGCGGUCUCUUUGAGGUCAAAAAGAUCGGUGAUGAGUAUUUUUCGUACUUUAUCAAUUGCAAAGACCCUAAGGCAUGUUCCAUUGUUUUGCGUGGUUCUUCCAAGGAUGUGCUUAAUGAGAUUGAGCGCAACUUACAGGACGCAUUGAACGUUUGUCGCAACAUCAUGUUAGAAGGGAAGCUACUACCUGGCGGUGGCGCCACGGAGAUUGAGGUAUCAUGUCGCCUUGCUGAAAAACUUGACAGUAAAUCUGGCUUAAAGCGUUGGUCAUAUCGUGCCGCUGCCAAGGCUUUCGAGGUAAUUCCCAAGACACUCGCUCAAAAUUGCGGUGCUAAUCCAGUUCGUGUUAUUACUGAGCUUACGUCGCUCCAUGUUUCUGGUAAUGUAAAUGCCGGUUUGGAUGGUGAGACUGGUGAGGUGUGCGACACUAUGAAGCGUAAGAUUUUCGAUACAUUUGCUGUAAAGGCACAAAUAUUCAAGAGCGCCAUUGAGGCUGCUUGUAUGCUUCUACGCAUAGACAUGAUUGUGUCAGGUAUUGGCAAGCGUGAUGAGCCCAGUACCAGCCAGAAGUUGGCUGUUAAUGAGGAGGCUUUGGAUGCCCAGGCAUGAACUAACGCAU